Drosophila willistoni is the source of this 781-nucleotide messenger RNA. RefSeq names its product probable prefoldin subunit 2 (gene Pfdn2). Gene Ontology annotation, biological process: protein folding. Lineage: Eukaryota; Metazoa; Arthropoda; Insecta; Diptera; Drosophilidae. The transcript is spliced from 2 exons. Bases 152 to 598 code for a protein of 148 amino acids. Gene Ontology annotation, cellular component: prefoldin complex; cytoplasm. The record is from RefSeq and is a predicted model, not a curated record. Gene Ontology annotation, molecular function: protein folding chaperone.
GGAACAGCGUCUGGCAACACUGCCUCGUGCUAGUUUAGCUUAUUCCAUUAUAAAUAUCUGAGUGCUUGUUCUAUUAUAAUUUACAAGUGCUAGACGCUCGUAAUUAUUUCCUCUGCCUGCGACCCAGUUUAUUAAAUAUCCAAAUAUUAAAAUGAACACCGAAGCAGCCAAGGCGGCCGCCAGCCAAGAAAAGAUUGUCGCACAAUUCCAACAGCUGCGAAGCGAGCAAAGAAAUUUGGCCAAUAGCCUUAACACGCUCGAAAUGGAUUUGCGAGAGCACAAAACUGUGAUAGAAACCCUCCAAUCAGCCGAUCCGGAGCGCAAAUGUUUCCGUCUUAUUGGCGGUGUGCUAUGCGAACGCACAGUUAAGGAUGUAUUGCCACAGCUGGUCGAGAACAAGGAUUUCAUUGCCAAGACCAUCACCAUAGUCACCGAUGAUCUGAGCAAAAAGGGAAUCGAGCUAAAUAAAUUCAAAGAGGAGCAUAAUAUUAAGAUCCGCGGCGAACAUCUGGGUGCCGAUGGCGCACCGGGCAGCAAAUCAUCAGAUUCGGAAGGGGCAUCCAAAUCGGAGAAUCGCAAUGUUCUGGUCUCAAACUAAAAGGACGAGCCGGCCGAAGUGUCAAAGAUGGAUUGAAAGAUAAAUUCAAAUGUUGAAUGUCAAAUCAUUUUUUUUUAGUUCUAUAACACAUUACUCGCGCUCUCAUCCAUACAUACAGCACUCUCACUCACACAAAAUCUACAGCCCCCACAAUAAGAAAAAAAAAAAAGAAAAGAAAACGCC